AUGGCUGCGAGGAUUGAAAAUUUGAGACCUUGUCGUAGGCAAAACACGGUGAGUGGGUGUCUACCAGAAUCAAAGAGGUUGGAAUCGUGUCCUCAUUCUAAUCAGAAGAAAAAGGUUUUGUGUAUGCCUCGUCUUCCCCAAGAAAUUGUCUUCAAUAUUCUCCUGUGUCUUCCUGCUGAUAUUCUCUACAAUGUUAUGAGAUAUGUGUGCCAAGAGUGGUACAAUGUUAUUCGUGAUCCAGUUUUCGCGAAUGCACAUGUCCUUAAGUCUGAUAGAGGCAGCCUCAUCUGGACAGGCCCGAACAGAUUGGGUGUUCCUUACGUGGAAUUGAUGAAGCCACGGGACCUGAUUGAGAUGACUAGGGUGCGGUUUCCUGACUUUGGAGGGAUGCUCGUGUCUAGUUGUAAUGGUUUGGUUUGUUAUACUACAGUCAAAAGGUCAUACUACCAUUACAUUGCAAAUCCAGUUACAAAGGAAAUAGUAAGAAUCCCUACAGCAUCUGAGGUUCCCUGGAUAUCAUGUCUUGGAUAUACCAGUUCUUCUAAGGAAUAUAAACUGGUGGAGUUCCAUGGAGGUCAUGAAAGAUUGGAUUGUGGAAUUUUGACUCUUGGAGUUGAUAAAGAAUGGAGAUUUCUAGAUGCAACAAACCAAACUUUGAAAAUAAAACGAUUUCUGAUUGAGGUGUUGGUGGGUUCACAAGUAGCUACGGACGAUGGGUUUGUACAUUUGCCAUAUUACUCUUUUAACCUUACAUUAGACUUGGAAAGUGAAACCUUCUUCUUAUGUUCUGUUCCAAAUUGUUCUAACACCGAGAGGGAAGACAGGAAAUAUUUUGGGACUGGGAGGUCACUUUGUUUUAUGGAUCGCAAGGGGAAGUUUUCAUGGGAGCUGUGGUUGCUAAAGAAUGUACCAACUGGAGAUUGGACAAAGCUUGCCACUAUUGAUUUAGGAAGUCAAGAGCAAUGGCUUCGACAAAGUCUAUGUCCACAAGGAUUUAGGCUUGGGCCUAUUGGUUGGUUGAAAGAUGGGGAGAUUGCAAUCUUCCAUGUUAAUUAUGAUCCUUCAUUUGGCAAUCUAACUCUCUUCCACGAUGCCGAGGCACAACCACUACGAAAUUGCAUUGCUUAUAAUGUGAAGACUGGAGCAAUGAAUUCGUAUAAGUUGGAUGAAGAUGAUAAUUUUUACUCGGGAGGGAGUUAUGUUCCGCAUGUCAAGAGUCUGGUUUCUCUAGAAUUUGCAACUAACUAG
This is a messenger RNA of Coffea eugenioides, 1248 nucleotides long. RefSeq names its product F-box protein At5g49610-like. Gene Ontology annotation, molecular function: protein binding. Bases 1 to 1248 code for a protein of 415 amino acids. NCBI's taxonomy places the organism in Eukaryota, Viridiplantae, Streptophyta, Magnoliopsida, Gentianales, Rubiaceae. The record is from RefSeq and is a predicted model, not a curated record. The transcript has a single exon.